AAUGGAACAAUACUUGACGGAUUAGCGCUAUGGAAAAAUACUUUAGAUAAGAAGUUUGAAGGAGUUGAGGAAUGUUACGUAUGCUACACUGUUAUUCACCAGGACACUUGCCAGCUGCCAAAACUCACUUGUAAAACUUGUAAAAAGAAGUUCCAUGGACCUUGUUUGUACAAAUGGUUUACAACCAGCAGCAAAUCAACGUGCCCAAUUUGUCGGAACGUGUUCUGAAAGUUUAAAUGCCUUAAAAAUCGCAAAUCUGUAACACUGAAAAAAAAAACUUAUAUGCUAUAUGACUUCUAUAUCUGCUCAAUAUGGCAUCGGUGGUUAAAUAAUUGUUGUUGUGUUUGUUCAUAGCCGAAAAAAUUUAUUAUUAAUAAAAAUUUUAUAAUAAUA
Molecule: messenger RNA, 393 nt
Organism: Ceratitis capitata (Mediterranean fruit fly)
Lineage: Eukaryota; Metazoa; Arthropoda; Insecta; Diptera; Tephritidae
Product: E3 ubiquitin-protein ligase listerin-like
Biological process (GO): anaphase-promoting complex-dependent catabolic process; rescue of stalled cytosolic ribosome; ribosome-associated ubiquitin-dependent protein catabolic process
Cellular component (GO): anaphase-promoting complex; RQC complex; cytosol
Molecular function (GO): ribosomal large subunit binding; cullin family protein binding; zinc ion binding
Source: RefSeq, a predicted model, not a curated record